Aureobasidium pullulans EXF-150 is the source of this 531-nucleotide messenger RNA. RefSeq names its product NAD(P)-binding protein. The record is from RefSeq and is a predicted model, not a curated record. The transcript has a single exon. The annotation marks the transcript as partial. Gene Ontology annotation, molecular function: oxidoreductase activity, acting on the CH-OH group of donors, NAD or NADP as acceptor. NCBI's taxonomy places the organism in Eukaryota, Fungi, Ascomycota, Dothideomycetes, Dothideales, Saccotheciaceae.
CGAGACGAACUUAGCAAGAGAGCCAUCCCUCAUAUGGUUCUAAGCGAAGGAUGUGACCAAUCCUUGACCGCACCACCAACUUUCGAAUUUGGUGCAAACGCCACUGACUGUGCGCUCGGAAGAUUCAGAGUCAAUGGCAAUGCGAUAGUCACUGGUGGUCCAGGCACUCCCGGCCUUACAGCUUGUACUGCCCUAUUGGAGCAUGGUAUCUCUGAUCUUGCCAUCUUCGACGUCAAUGCAGCUCAGAGUGAACGCCAGCUUGUGUCACUCAAGAAGCGCUUCCCGUCACGAAUCAUUGUCUGCUUUCAGGUAGAUUUGACCGAUGAGACAGCUGUUCAACAAGCCGUCGACAAUGCGGCAAAAACACUUAGACCACUCAAUCAUCUUCUGUGUUUUAGUGGCAUCGUCGGUUGUGUGAAUGCAAUGGACAUGUCAGCAGCACAAUGGUGUCGCAUCAUGGAUGUCAACACGACUGGAUCAUUCUUGUGUACUCGGGCAGUAGCACGAAAAAUGGCAAAACAGGGAACAUGA